AUGGAUAGGUACGAGUUGUGGUACUCUGGCAAUGAGAGGCGGCGUAAUGGAGUGAGCAUCUUAGUGGAUGAGGAGCUAAGAAGUGCUUAUGUGCCAUAUGUGGGCUUAGAUGAGGAGGUGAAAGUGAGUUUUUGGGAGGCUUUGGAAGAGGUAGUAAGAAGCGUGCCUAGCUCAGAAAAGAUUAUCAUAGCAGGGGACUUCAAUGAGCACAUUGAUGUUGCCCCGGGAGGUUAUGAGGAUGUGCAUAAAGGGUUUGGUUUCAGUGGCAAAAAUGGUGAGGGAGUUGCUCUGUUGAAUUUUGCGAUGGCGUUUGGGUUGGUGGUUGUGAAUUCGAGCUUCUCGAAAAAGGAGGAGCACCUGAUUACCUUUUGA
Molecule: messenger RNA, 372 nt
Organism: Capsicum annuum
Lineage: Eukaryota; Viridiplantae; Streptophyta; Magnoliopsida; Solanales; Solanaceae
Exons: 2
Coding region: 1-372 (123 amino acids)
Biological process (GO): chromatin remodeling
Cellular component (GO): nucleus
Source: RefSeq, a predicted model, not a curated record